AUGGUCUCAUCUUCAUCCGUGGUGAUCGAUCUGGGAGGCCUAGUGUUCAGCCACUCCUUGGCUUGCCCCUCGAGAAUAAAUGGGAAGUACCUCAGCUGGAUGGCAUCGACUGGGACCCCAUUUAUCUUGAUCCCAUCUAUGAGCUCGUGGAACCGCCUCGGGUGUGAUCGGGGGCAUUCUCCCUCCUUGCCACAGAAUACCACCGAGCCUCGCAGCAUGGUGAUGAUAGAGGUACUCACCUAA
Messenger RNA from Linum trigynum, 243 nucleotides. Lineage: Eukaryota; Viridiplantae; Streptophyta; Magnoliopsida; Malpighiales; Linaceae. The record is from the annotation of a GenBank genome assembly.